AUGAGCACACCCUUAGAACAGAACGGCUCAGGCCUAUUCAGCCUACCAUGGGAAAUCAGAGAGAAAAUCUACGAGUACUACCUCUCAUUCGACCACGACGACUUUGGCGACACAGUCCGGCCGCUGCACGUCUACUUCGAGCAAGGGGAAUACAAGAAACCCUUACCCCCACUCAUGUUAACCUGCAAGCGCGUCUACCGCGAACUCCACCAACCCGUCCACGCUGACGCCAUCAUGCGCGUACACUCCCACGGCUACGGCGACCGGCGGAUCGGCUUCGCCGUCCACGGGACCCUGCGCUUCGAGCGUCUGCGGCGGCUUUAUGUUCUUAUCGCCAUGGAGUAUCCCAACUGGAAUCGGUGGCUGGCCAUCUUCGCCGAAGUAGCGCGGCGGGCGGAGGGUUUGGCGGAGCUUGUUGUUGAUUGGGAGCCGAGGCCGGGGCCGCCGAACCCGAAAGUGUGGGAGGCCAAGUUGACGGAGAAGAAGCAUGAUGAGUUCUUUGGGGUGUUGGCCGCGUUGAAAGGGUUGGAGGUUGUGAGGUUUUAUGGGGAGAUGCCGGAGGGGUGGAGGGACAGGUUUGAGAGGGAGGUUGAUGCGAGGCUUGUGUGUUAUCGGUUUAAGUGGUGGAAGGAGACUGGGCUGGAGUGA
Molecule: messenger RNA, 648 nt
Organism: Colletotrichum costaricense
Lineage: Eukaryota; Fungi; Ascomycota; Sordariomycetes; Glomerellales; Glomerellaceae
Exons: 1
Coding region: 1-648 (215 amino acids)
Source: RefSeq, a predicted model, not a curated record